GGAGCAGCAGGCACCGGGCCCCCAGGCGGAGCAGCAGGCACCGGACCCCCAGGCGGGGCGACAGGCAUCGGGCCCCCAGGCGGAGCGGCGGGCGCCGGGCCCCCAGGAGGGGCGACAGGCAUCGGGCCCCCAGGCGGGGGUGACAGGCAUCGGGCCCCCAGGCGGAGCGGCGGGCGCCGGACCCCCAGGUGGAGUGACAGGUCUCGGGCCCCCAGGCGGAGCGGCGGGGCGCGCGGACCCCUAGGCGGAGCGGCGGGCGCCGGACCCCCAGGCGGAGCGACAGGUCUCGGGCCCCCAGGCGGAGCGGCGGGCGCCGGACCCCCAGGCGGAGCGACAGGUCUCGGGGCCCCCAGG
Molecule: messenger RNA, 354 nt
Organism: Staurois parvus
Lineage: Eukaryota; Metazoa; Chordata; Amphibia; Anura; Ranidae
Source: the annotation of a GenBank genome assembly